CUAUUACUGUAUCAAUAGUUAUUAUAAAUAACUUUACAUAUAAUACCUAUUGUAUGAAAAUUUAUUUGUAGUUUUAUUAGUAUUUUAUAAAAUGGUGUAUGUGCAAUACCUUAAUAUAUUUGGUGCAGUGUAUUAACUUAAUCAAAUGUAGAAAAAUGUGACCAAAAAUAUAAAUUUGUUUUUAUAACUAUUAAAAAUGUUCAUACUAGUCAAUUUUACAAAAAAUUAAUUAUUACAAAAUAUGAAAUACUUGCCAAAAUCACCAUAAAUAAUUUGUAAAGAAGUCAAUUUUUAAUGAUUUUAAAAAAGAAUGCAUAACUUAAUCCAGAGGCUAAUUUUUGGAUUAUUACUAUUGUUAUUAUCAGUCAUUAUUUGGGUUAUUUCUUCUCAGUUUUUAAAUUCAGUUCCUAACCAAAAAGAAGACUUCAAAAAACCUUUUUUUUUUGCUUAUGCCAAAGCAUCUAUAUUUACAAUAUACUUAUUAAUUUAUGUCAUAUUUAAAGAAUUCCGUAAACCUUGUAAAAAUCAAAGUAACUACAUGUUCAUUAACUUUGAUGCUGUUGGAGAGGAUGAUGAAGAUGCUGAUAAUGUUUUUUCUGAUGAAAAUAAUCAUUUGAGUAGUGCAAGUUAUGUACCUGUCAAAAAUUCUAGUAUGACAUCAGGAACUGAAAGUGAUGAUUCUGGAAGUAUUAAAUCCGAAAGCAAAAUUGUUCGGUUUAACAAAGUUGCUGAAGUCCGACAUUUAUCAGAAACAGAAGCAAAAGAAGCAUUGAUGUCUCGAUUAUCAUAUGCUGCUACAUUAAGAGCUAGAGAAGUAUGUCAAUUAUCUAGACAACUUCUUAAUCUCCAUCAAACUACUAAACUUGCCUUUACUGUAGCUCCACUGUGGGGCUUUGCUAAUUUGUUACAUCAAUACUCUUUGGUGUACUUGGAGCAUAACUUAGUGUCUUGUAUGAUGUCUACUACUAGCUUUUUUACUGUUAUUUUAUCUUUGUUCUUUGUUACGCCUACUGCAGAUCGUUUUACAGUUGCAAAGUUUUUAACUGUAUUGUGUGGUAUAGUUGGAAAUAUAAUACUAAUAAUACCAGAUAUGAAUUUCAGUUUUCAUAAAAUAGACUUUGGUUUCUUAUUAUCCUUGAGUAGUGCCCUGUUUUAUGCACUUAAUAUUGUAACCAUACGAUCAUGGAUUGACCAUGAAGAUAAAUUAGAUAUUACUUUAUAUUUUGGUCUUGUUGGUCUUUUUAAUGUUUUAAUGUUUUGGCCUAUUUUUAUAUUUCUUCAUUAUUUUGAAAUUGAAACUUUUGAAUGGCCUAGCAAACAACAAGUGCUGUCAUUAAUAGUUAAUGGAAUUAUGAAAACCACAUUACCUGAAGUCAUAUGGUUAUGGGGUUGUCUGCUAACAUCAUCAAUUAUUGCAACAAUGUCAAUAGGAUUUAUUGUUCCAAUAAAUUUAAUUCUUCGAGGACUUAAUAGCCAUAAAAAAUCUGAUGGAGAAAGACUACUUUUACCAUCACUUUAUUUUGGUUUAGUUCCUAUAGUUUUGUCAUUUUUUACUCUAAUAUGGUUAACAUACAGGAAAAAUUAUAAUAAAAAUGAUGGUUGUUUUUACCGUUUUCAAAAAAGAAAUUCACUUAGAUUUAGAGAUUUUGAUUCAGAACAAGCUGAAUCUCUCAUACAAAUUCAUGAAACUGACAAAGAAAUGUGAUGCAAUGAGAAUUCUAAAAUUUAACACUUGUGCAAUACAUUAAAAAUUUUUAGUUAUACCAAUAUCAUUCAAAUCUUUCAAGACUUUUCCAUUGUAUUUUAAUUAAUAAUACUUAAGUAUUAAUCAUUAAUAAACUUGACAUUAUAUAGUACAACAUUAAACUUUAUUUUAC
Daktulosphaira vitifoliae (grape phylloxera) is the source of this 1877-nucleotide messenger RNA. Its product is annotated as solute carrier family 35 member F5. NCBI's taxonomy places the organism in Eukaryota, Metazoa, Arthropoda, Insecta, Hemiptera, Phylloxeridae. The transcript is spliced from 10 exons. Gene Ontology annotation, biological process: regulation of peptide transport. Bases 311 to 1705 code for a protein of 464 amino acids. The record is from RefSeq and is a predicted model, not a curated record.